Nerophis lumbriciformis (worm pipefish) is the source of this 847-nucleotide messenger RNA. RefSeq names its product ras-related C3 botulinum toxin substrate 1-like. Gene Ontology annotation, molecular function: GTP binding; GTPase activity. The record is from RefSeq and is a predicted model, not a curated record. Gene Ontology annotation, biological process: small GTPase-mediated signal transduction. NCBI's taxonomy places the organism in Eukaryota, Metazoa, Chordata, Actinopteri, Syngnathiformes, Syngnathidae.
CACACACACACAGCAAAAGAAAGAGUGAGUGUGUGUGUUACAUUUUCCUUAGUCUCACACUGAUCUGCCUCUUAGUGUGUGUGUGUGUGUGUGUUUGUGUGUGUGUGACGAGAGGACCAAGAUGCAGACCAUCAAGUGCGUUAUCGUGGGAGACGGGGCUGUGGGGAAAACUUGUCUGCUCAUCAGCUACACAACCAACACCUUCCCUGGAGAAUUCAUUCCGACUGUUUUCGACAGCUACUCGGCCAGUGUGAUGUUGGACGGCAGGCCGGUGGUUCUGAGCCUCUGGGACACGUGCGGACAGCCGGACCAUGACAGGAUCCGCCCACUGUCCUACCCCCAGACGGAUAUCUUUCUGGUUUGUUUCUCCCUGGUUGGACCUGCGUCGUACGACAACGUCAAAGAAAAGUGGUACCAGGAGGUGCGCCACCACUGCCCCAACACCCCCAUCAUCUUGGUGGGCACCAAGCUGGACAUGAGGGACGAUCAAGAAACCAUCACAAAACUGAGGGAGAACAAUCUGUCGCCCAUCUCUCACCAGCAAGGCAUCGAUCUGGCCAAGGAGAUCAAAGCAGUCAAGUACCUGGAGUGCUCGGCGCUGACUAUGCGAGGUCUGAAGGUGGUGUUCGAUGAAGCCAUCAGAGUAGUCCUCAUGCCUCAUUCCCCCGACCACAAAAAAAAGUGUUCCGCGCUCUAAGGAGGUCACUUGCCCUUCCUCCUGUUUCACUGGUCUGACGCCUUUCCUGAUUGCCUGAUUGCGCCCACCUGUGUCACCCUCCCUCAUGUGUAUAAAUGUAUCGCCCUCCUUCUAUAUAUAUAUAUAUAUAUAUAUAUAUAUAUAUAUAUA